Messenger RNA from Enterobius vermicularis (human pinworm), 2853 nucleotides. The record is from the annotation of a GenBank genome assembly. NCBI's taxonomy places the organism in Eukaryota, Metazoa, Nematoda, Chromadorea, Rhabditida, Oxyuridae.
AUGGCGAUGAAGCAGCUGUUGGCAAAAGUGGUAGUCAUUGAGGUUCAAGGGUUGAAAUCAGUACCCGGAAGUAGGAUAGUGUAUUGUACAAUGGAGGUUGAUAAUUGUCCAAAGUUACAAACGGAUCACGCAGAAGCCUCGAAACCUCAGUGGGAUACGCAAGGCGAUUUUAAAACGAAGAAUCCUUUACCUAUUGUAAAAAUUAAGCUUUAUACUGAAGUAAAGAGUAUUGUAGCAUUUGAGGACAAAGAGUUAGGAAAGGUGAUAAUAAGGCCAACACCAAAUUGUUCAAAAGCACCAGAAUGGUAUAAAAUGACAGUGCCGCGAAACAGUCCGGACCAAAAUCUGAAGAUUAGGAUUGCCAUCAGAGUGGAAAAACCAAACAGUUUGAAAUGCUGCGGUUAUUGUUAUGCGUUGGGUAAGAUCGCAUGGAAAAGAUGGAAAAAACGGUUUUUUUGUCUUGUACAGGUAUCACAGUACACGUUUGCUGUCUGCAGUUACCGUGAAAAGAGGGCUGAACCAACUGAAUAUAUUCAACUUGACGGUUUUACUGUUGAUUAUAUGCCAGAUCCUGAUCCAGAUCUUUAUUGUCAAGGCGGAAAGUACUUUUUUUCUGCAAUUAAAGAGGGUGACGAAUUGAAAUUUGCGACUGAAGACGAAAAUGAACGUCAUCUUUGGGUUCAAGCUUUAUAUCGGGCCACAGGUCAGGCUUACAAGCCGGUUCCGCCAAAGCAGUCAACUAUAUUUCCCUCAAAAGCUCAAGGUUUUGCUGACAAAGCCAGCAAACAUGGAAUGGACGAAGUCAUACAAGCCGAUCCUAUAGGUUUCUCCCAUGACCACCUAUUUACCGCUUUGCAGUCGAAGACAUUGGAUUUUCGAUUAAGCGAACCCAUCUGUUCCCUGGGUUGGUUUUCACCUGGCCAGGUGUUUGUUUUAGACGAGUACUGUGCAAGAUAUAUGGUUCGUGGUUGUCAUCGGCAUGUUUCAUUGCUGAACGAUUUGCUUAACCAGUCUGGAAAACACUUUAUUGAUCCAACAUUGUUACAUUAUUCAUUUGCAUUCUGUGAUUCACAUGUUCAGGGAAAUAGACCGGACGGUGUAGGUACAGUAACACAUGAGGAAAAAGAUCGUUUUCAACAAGUGAAACAGCGUCUAAGAGCACUUUUGGAAGAUCAGAUUACUAGUUUUCGCGACUGCUUUCCAUUUGGUAGGCCAGAAGGUGCGUUAAAGGCUACGCUGUCUUUACUAGAACGAUUGCUGAUGAAGGAUGUUGCUGCUCCAAUGGAUCCAACGGGUGUUAGAGCUGUGUUGGCCAAAUGCCUUCGCAAGGCUGCUGAUAAGAAUUAUGAAGCCUUAUGUAAUGAGGCGCAGAUUGAGCGUGAGAUUUACCGCAAAGAACGUGGGCCCAGCAAUGUUAGUCCACAGCAACGGAUUGAGGAUAUGCUUCGGUUGACGGAACUGUGUAUCGAUCUAAUUAAGGAAAAUGAGGAGCAUCAUGGCGAAGAGUUUCGAAAGGCAUUUGCAUGGUUCAGUGAUCUUUUGGCGGAACAUGCAGAAAUUUUUUGGCAACUAUAUGCUGUUGAUUUGGAUGCAACACUUGCUGUACAACCAGAAAACACCUGGGAUUCAUUUCCAUUAUUUCAACUUUUGAACGAUUAUUUGGUCACUGAUAAGCAUCUGAAAAAUGGGCAUUUUCAUAAAAAACUUGCUGAACAGUUUGCACCAAAUGUCGUUCGAUAUAUUGAAGUUAUGGAGCAUUCGAUAUCACAAUCAAUUGAAAAAGGUUUUACGAGAGAAAAAUGGGAACCUCGCAAGGAUGGAUGUGCUACAUCAGAUGACAUAUUUUGGAAGCUGGAUGCACUGCAAUCGUUCGUACAGGAUUUGAACUGGCCGCAGGAAGAGUUUGCUAAUUGGUUGUACCAAAGGAUGAGAACUUUGGUCAACGAUAUGAUUAGUAAAUGUGCUAACUGCACUUAUCAAUCGUUUGAUUCUUGGAUGCAACAUGCAAAGAAAUCAACAGACUAUGCUGUACCGUCAGAAGUGUGUGUUAUGGUGAAUGUUAUUAAUUCCGCAAAAACUCGAGCGACUAAAUUAGUAUUGGAAUCAAAGCCAGAGUAUCGUUAUCAUUCAAAGCUGGAUGAAACUUUGGAUAUGAUGCUAAAAGAUAUGGCCACGUGUUUGUACGAUAAGUUAAUCUCCAUCUUGGAUUUGGUUAUGUCGAGACUGGCACGGUAUGAUGAAGGAAAUCCUAUUGGGACACUUCUUUCUAUUGCGCCAAAACCGACAUCUAUAUUCAACAAAGUAAAGAACGUUGUUGGCGAACAAGGCGUACUGCACAACAUUACAGGGGGAUCUUCGUCUACUCCUUCCACACCAAGGCCUUCUGCUGCUCAACCACAGAACUCUGGUCACUUAGGUAAUACAUAUGUAACUUUUGUUCGGAACUCUACUGAACAACUUCGAGAAACAAUCACCGAUGAAGUUUGGGUCAACGCUUUAUUUGAGAGGUGGUACAAUGGUCAAAUGGAAAUGCUGAACGUAUGGCUGGGAGAACGGUUACAACAAUCUUUAUCACCGUACCAGCUCACCUGUAUAUCAGUUAUGAUUAAAAAGAUUUACUCCGAUUUCGAACUGCAAGGUAUCGACGAUGAGUGCUUGAACAGUAAGGUUUAUCAAACUAUACAACGACGAAUUCAAUUCGAGGAAGCAAAUAAUGCGAAUAAACCUGCAGCUGGUAAACCUUCGUCGUCUACCAGCAACAGUAUGCUGUUUGAAAAUGCAACUCAAGCGGUUUCCAGCGUUGGCAGUAUCGUCGAGGGUGCUGGUGCAAAGAUGUUCUCGUUUUUCAAAUGA